UCUCUUCUUGUUAUCGUUCCUUUGUACGAAAUAAGAUAUUAAUGUGUGGUUAUUCUAGAAAAUACAUCUGGUUUGAGUUUGUAUUCAACCGGGUUAAUGCACUAAUAAUAGUACAACAAUAAAACUGUACUAUAAUAUUAAGCUGAACUAAUGUUCCCAUGGAUUUUCCAGGGGACAAAAUUAAACUAUUGAACAGUUUAUUUACACCAGAAAUAGUUUAUUCUAAGCAGAGGUGGAGGGAUACUGAUCUCGCGAUAUGUCUUCCUUGGAUACAAGAAUGUUUACACUGUAUACAGGAAGCAACAACAAGGUACAUUUAGUCUUUGAUUUACUAACUAGCAGGUGAGCUCACAUUUUUCUCAAGGUUUAAAAUGUCAAAUUUAAGCACAAAUAUAAUGUGCAUUAAAUUAUUAAAUUAAUGUUACCGAUAUGCUAUCGAACAACUAACUAGAUAGCUAACGUUAAUAACUAACUUAGCUAUCUACAGCAGCCAAAUGAGACAGACGACCCACGACGAGCAGACUUCUGCUACUGCAGGCAAAACCGGCAAAUUAUUAUUAUUAUGAAGCAAAUGACUUCUAGACCAGACAUAUGUCAAUGACUAAUUUCAAUUCUCCCCUCAGUUAGACCGUUUAAACACCUAGUUGUCUUCAUGGAAGAAUCCGAAUGUCCACUCUCGGUGUGGAAUGUUAUCGUGGAGCAAGUCCCGGCGCCAGAGCUCCCAGACAUCCGGGGCUUGUUUGGAGAUGCUUUGAUUGACAUGUACACAGAGAUUCAUACUGAGGUCACUAUGUGGCAGCAGAUUUGGCAGAUGGUGCACCAUAAACCGGGCAACAGGCUGAAGACACCUCACUCCCCCCUGGCUGACCCCCCUGCCAUCAAGGAGCUGCUGAAAGCUGAGAUCCAACUGCUGCUGGCGACCGUGAGGGAGAGAGCAGCCUUGGAGGGCAGAUCAGUUCUGACUGAAGAAUGCGAGGUACUGAAAAGCCAAGUGCACUUUCUGCAGGAGAGUGUAGAACAGGAACACCGGACACAGUGUGAUGUCACUGAGGCUCCAGAGCCAACUGUAACAGAGCUGAAGGAGGAGAGGAGAGCCAUCCAGUCGGAUCUGAAGAAGCAGAGCCUCAGCCUCACCUACUGUCCCUCCUCCCCUGUGGAAACAAGCCUGCAGAGCAGAUCCGGGUCGAUUGGAUGGACAGGUUUGUCUGCGGAUGAGACACAGAGACACUUGACCCCUGUGGUGGCCCCCAGACUGCAUCCUCCACAUACCAGGCCCAGUCCACCACUAGUAGUACAUCUAGUAAGGAGGACUCCUCCGUUAGACAGGAUGAGAGGCCAACCAUGCAGCUCACCCAACCCCAGAGUAUCCAGCCCUCUCCAACCCUCUGAACAUAAACAUCCAAGGACUCAAAGCCAGAGCUCUGAGGCUUCCCACCCCUGCAACAGAGAACCCAUCACCACCGCUCAAGCCAGGGACAGCUACCUACCGCCCCUGGUCCCCUCUGCUAGCACAGUAACCACCCAUGGAUCCCACCUCAACCCUGCCUCAGAACAGAGAAUAAAGGGCAGAACUUGCAGGCCUAGUGGUCAGCCUGUGACUGUGAGAGCUCAAAGACCUGAUGACUCAUGGUCAGACUCAGUGAACAGCUGGCCCUUGUUGUUCCCUGGUGGACACAGUCCUCUAGGCUCCUCCACACAGCCGCCGGGGAGCAAAGGGAGCUGUGAGCAGAUGAGCCCUGUAAGCAUGUUCCACCCUGUUCCCCCCGCAGUGCAGAGGCCAGCCAGCAGAGGGCCGAGUGGGGCCAGGCACCUGUGUCUGCCGCAGCAGGGGGGCAGUCUGGUUAGCUCCUCGUAAACUGAACUCUUCACAACAGAAUAAGUGGAUAGUGAGUCUCUGAUACUGUCAUGUAUGUUCUACCUGCAGUCUGGUCCUAAAAGGUUACAAGUCUCUCAUCAGAGGUCAAUAAUACUCAUACUUGUAAAAGGGAUGUCGUAAUCUCUUUAAAAUAAAGUAAUACAGUAACCCUAGUCUUCCACAAUGAGCCAAGAGACACAGGGAUGUUAUAUUGUCCUUUUCUAGAGACUGAUAGAAGACCUGAAAGUGAACACAUGACACAAAUAUGGUUGGAUGCUUUCGAAAUGUGUCAAAUUUGAUCUACCUAAUUUAACCAUUUAAUGAAUGUAUUUUGAAGUAAAUAAAUGCGACUGUAUUUGGAUAAAUAAAUGUUCAUAUGCCUGUAA
Messenger RNA from Oncorhynchus keta (chum salmon), 2241 nucleotides. RefSeq lists its product as uncharacterized. The coding region runs from base 653 to 1855 and encodes 400 amino acids. The record is from RefSeq and is a predicted model, not a curated record. NCBI's taxonomy places the organism in Eukaryota, Metazoa, Chordata, Actinopteri, Salmoniformes, Salmonidae. The transcript is spliced from 6 exons.